AUGCAGAAUCUGUAUCUGUUCUUUGCUUCAUGCAGUCCCUUGCUCAUUUCUUCAACCCCUUUUUUCCAAUUCAGAAUACAGGAGCACAAGCAUCAGGCUGAUCUGGCCAAACUAGAAGAUAAAAGAGAAGGGGAACAAAUACAGAGACUGUACCAAUUGUACCAACUGGAAAUUCAGAGUGAAAAAGAAACAAAACAAGGGGAAAACGCUGAAUGCCGGAGGCAGUAUCAUGAGCAUGUAGCUGAGCAGAAAAAAAUGAAAGCUGAAGAUAAACAAAAAGAAGAUGAAGAGGAUGAUCGGAUUAAGGCUUAUAUUAAAGGAAAAGAAACGAUGGCUGAUUUGACAAGAGAAAAAGGUGUAGAGACUAAUAGGAUAAUACAGGAGCAUAAGGACAAAGCUGUUGGACAAUUAACUGCACAGAUGAAUGAGGCAUGUAAGAUUGAAGACCGACGUAUUGCUAGAGGAGCUGCAGAGGUAGAAUAUGAAUACCAAAUGAAAAACAAAGAGAAAGAAUUACAAAAAAGAGCUGCCAUUGAAUCUAUUACUGAACACAGAGGAACUGUGAUGAAGAUGAAAGCAGAAAAGGAGAGAGAGGAAAAAGCAGAGGGUAAGAAGGAUUAUAAUGAGUGGAUGACAGCAGAUAGCAUCUCAUUGGAAAUGGAGAAGGCCAAGAAACAAAGCCAACGUGAUGCAAGCAUGGAAGUACAGAAAAUUCAGAUCCAGCAAAUGGCUGAAAAAAAGGCAAGAAAGCAGCAAGAAAAGCAAGCAGAUUUGGACUAUGAUGCUCAGAGAGAAGCUGCUUUCUCUAGGGAUCGAGCAUUUCGUCGAUAAAGAUGUGUUCCUUUUACUACUUCAAGCUUUAUUGAAGAAGUAGAAAGAAUGUAAACUUUUAUUAAAACCUUUUGAUAGCAGAAGCUGGAGCCUUGAGAAGAAGGCAUUGACUACAGAAGUGGUGCUGAAAUCUGCAGAGCUUAAUAAUGCUCCAAGUACAGCCCUAAGGGCGUAUUUGCACAUGCUCACUACCAUGCAUCUGGUGAGUUAAAUGGGUUUUAGUGUGCCUCCACAGCAGCAAGAAGCGAGGUGGACUGCAGGCUCAUUUCCUACUCAGCUUCAAGAAAUGCCCUGUUCUGCAGUUUAGGUGCAUUUGAAGGCUAUAGCCUGCUUCU
Molecule: messenger RNA, 1166 nt
Organism: Dryobates pubescens (Downy woodpecker)
Lineage: Eukaryota; Metazoa; Chordata; Aves; Piciformes; Picidae
Product: cilia- and flagella- associated protein 210-like
Exons: 6
Coding region: 1-831 (276 amino acids)
Source: RefSeq, a predicted model, not a curated record